Messenger RNA from Dipodomys ordii (Ord's kangaroo rat), 3630 nucleotides. It is a transcript of the gene Gpld1, whose product is annotated as glycosylphosphatidylinositol specific phospholipase D1. The transcript has 25 exons. The record is from RefSeq and is a predicted model, not a curated record. NCBI's taxonomy places the organism in Eukaryota, Metazoa, Chordata, Mammalia, Rodentia, Heteromyidae. Bases 1 to 2523 code for a protein of 840 amino acids. Gene Ontology annotation, molecular function: GPI anchor phospholipase D activity. Gene Ontology annotation, cellular component: extracellular matrix; extracellular region.
AUGCCUGCUUUCAGGCUGCGCUCUGGCCUGCUGCUUGUGCUGGCGUUGUUCUGUUCUACAAGUUCACCAUGUGGCCUGUCAACACACAUAGAAAUAGGACACAGAGCCCUGCAAUUUCUUCAUCUGGAAGAUGGGCGUGUUAACUACAGAAAGCUGCUGUUAGAACACCAGGAUGCCUAUCAGGCUGGGGCCGUCUUUCCUGACUCCUUCUACCCUGACAUCUGCAAGGGAGGAAAAUUCCAUGAUGUGUCAGAGAGGACUCAUUGGACUCCGUUUCUGAAUGCAAGCAUUCAUUAUAUCCGGGAGAACUACCCUCUUCCCUGGGAAAAGGACACAGAGAAACUGGUAGCUUUCCUGUUUGGAAUUACCUCUCACAUGGUGGCCGAUGUCAGCUGGCACAGCCUGGGUAUUGAACAGGGAUUUCUUAGGACAAUGGGAGUGAUUGAUUUCCACGGCUCCUAUUCUGAGGCCCAUACAGUGGGUGAUUUUGGAGGAGAUGUGGUGAGCCAGUUCGAGUUUAAUUUUAAUUACCUUGCAAGACGCUGGUACAUACCCAUCACAGAUCUACUGGGAAUUUAUAAGAAACUCUAUGGUCGAGAUGUCAUCACCAAGAAUGUCAUUGUUGAUUGUACACACCUUCAGUUCUUGGCAAUGUAUGGUGAGACAUUUGCUGUUUCCAAGUUGUAUUCCACGUACUCUACAAAGUCCCCAUUCCUGGUGGAACAGUUCCAAGAGUAUUUCCUUGGAGGCCUGGAUGAUAUGGCGUUUUGGUCCACUAACAUCUAUCGGCUCACUAGCUUCAUGCUAGAGAAUGGGACCAGUGACUGUAGCCUACCUGAAAACCCUCUGUUCAUUGCAUGUGGUGGUCAGCAGAACAACAGCCUCAGCACAAAAGGUCAGAAGAGUGACUUUCAUAGGAAUUUGACCUUAUCCUUAAGUAAAGAUAUUGGAAAAAAUGUAAACUACACUGGACGAGGAGUGUUCUUCAGUGUGGAUUCCUGGACCCCGGAUUCUGUAUCCUUUAUGUACCAGGCUCUGGAACAGAAAUUACGGAUGAUGUUUUCAGGCAGCUCUCAGAAGACACUGAAGCAUGUCUCCAGCCCCUCAGCCUCUUACUUCUCCUCAGUUCCCUAUGCCAGGCUUGGUUGGGCCAUGGUCUCGGCGGAUCUCAAUCAGGAUGGCUACAGUGACCUCGUGGCAGGUGCACCAGGCUACAGCCAUCCCGGCCGCUUCCAGAUUGGGCGUGUGUACCUCAUCUAUGGCAAUGAGCUGGGCCUGCCCCCCAUUGACCUGGACCUGGACAAGGAGGCCCAUGGGAUCCUGGAGGGCUUCCAGCCUUCAGGUCGGUUUGGCUCAGCCUUGGCUGUGUUGGACUUUAACAAGGAUGGGGUGCCUGACCUGGCCGUGGGAGCACCCUCCGUGGGCUCAGAGCAGCUCACAUACAAAGGUGCAGUGUAUGUCUACUAUGGAUCCAGACAAGGGAGACUGCCUUCUUCCCCGAACAUCACCAUCUCCUGUCAGGAUGUUUACUGCAACUUGGGCUGGACACUCCUGGCUGCAGACAUGAAUGGAGACAGUGAGCCAGACCUGGUGAUUGGCUCCCCUUUUGCACCAGGUGGAGGGAAGCAGAAAGGAAUUGUGGCUGCAUUUUAUUCUAGCCCCAGCCAGAGUGACAAAGAGACGCUGAGUGUGGCAGAGGCUGAUUGGCUGGUGAGAGGUGAGGAAGACUUCUCUUGGUUUGGAUACUCCCUUCACAGUGUCAUGGUGAACAACAGAACCUUGCUGCUAGUCGGAAGCCCAGUCUGGAAGAAUGUUACUAGGCUUGGCUAUUUAUUCCACGGUGCUAGUGAGAAAAAAAGCCUUGGAAGGGUGUAUGGCUACUUCCCACCAAAUUGCCAAAAGCAGUUUAUCAUUUCUGGAGACAAGGCAAUGGGAAAACUGGGCACGUCCCUGUCAAGUGGCCACGUGAAGGUGAACGGCAUCCUGACACAAGUGCUGGUGGUUGGGGCCCCAACUCACGAUGAUGUGUCUAAAAUGGCAUUCCUGAAAAUGACCCUGCACCAAGGCGGAACGACUCGGCUUUAUGCACUAACACUGGACACACAGCCCUCUCUGCUCAGCACCUUCAGUGGAGACCGUCGUUUCUCUCGCUUUGGUGGAGUUCUACACUUGAGUGAUCUGGAUAAUGAUGGCUUAGAUGAAAUCAUUAUGGCAGCCCCACUGAGGAUAACAGAUGUAACCUCUGGGCUGCUUGGAGGAGAAGAUGGAAGAGUGUAUGUAUACAAUGGCAAAGGGACCACCCUUGGAGACAUGACAGGAAAAUGCAAAUCUUGGAUAACUCCAUGUCCAGAGGAAAAGGCUCAAUAUGUACUAAUUUCUCCUGAAGCAAGUUCAAGGUUUGGGAGCUCUCUGAUCUCCGUGAGGUCAAAGAAAGAGAACCAAGUUGUCAUUGCUGCUGGAAGGAGUUCUUUGGGAGCACGGCUCUCGGGGACACUUCAUGUCUAUAGCCUCAGCCCAAACUGAAGACACUCCAUUUUCCUAUUCCCUCCCUCUCUCAUGGAGUCCUCUUCAGGGAGACUACUCUGGUGGGCAAGCUGGCAAAUCCAGUGGCUGACUCGUGGAAGAGACAUGCUCUAACAGCCAAAAUGUCUGCAAAUAUGGCAAAGUGCAUGACUGCACUAAAUGUAUGUAUUCAUUCCUCUUACAAAUUUCACUUGUUUGCUUCUGCAUCUAAACCUUUGUUCUUCCUACUUGAACAUCUAUGUGUGUCUCCCUGAGACCUGGAAAGGUUUCCUGUGGUUAUGUCUUAGACAAUCUUAUGUAGUUCCUUAAAGAAAACAAAGCUAACCACAAACAACCCCUUUUUGUUAUGGUGGCUGAUCGUAAAUGUCUCCCAGAGCUAAUAUAUUGAAAGCUUGGUCCCCAGCUAACAGUUGUUGGGAGGUGGUGGAAACUCAUGGGUGAGGCCUGGUUGGAGGAAGUUACAUUAGGACUCCAGGCUUUCCUUUCUUUUUGCUUCCUGACUGUCAUAAAGCAAGCAGCUUUUCUCUGCCAUGGCUUCUACCAUGAUGAACUGCUAAAUGACUAUGAACUGAAACUGUGAGGCAAAAUAAACAUUUCCUCUGUUAACUUUAUUAUCUCAGGUAUUUUGUCACAUUCAUAGUACACAAAGAAGAAUUGAGGGAGGAAGGGAAAUAGUACAGAGGAAGAUAAGGGGGUGAGACCACCUCCCACUCCCAAAUCACUUGUGCUUUGGUUCUUUUAAUGAGGACUAUUGUAUUUUCCACAUGUUAUAUAAUAGACAAAUAUAACUAAAACUCAGCUACCUUUCUGUGCUCUCACAUGCUUAUGUAGAGAUAGCUGUUCUAACAAGCGAUGAACCUCAGGACUCUGCUAGUGUUAAGUCAUCUCUCCAGGGAACUUCGUUGAGCUACAUUGCCACAAGCUGUGCCAACAGAAGUAGGGAGGAGAGGAGUGGCCUGGGCCAGGGUCUCUAUGAGGGACAAAAUGAAUAAGGGAAAAGGCUUUGGCAUCACUUGUCCUUGGGCUGUUUUAAAAUUUUUCUGGCAUUAUUUACAUAGAAAGUAGCUAAUUUAGUGUCAGAAGAGAGAGCUUCUUCUCUGAUUGAUA